AUGCCAGCAUCCCCAUACAUUAUCUUCUCUAAGGAAAAACGCCCACAGGUCAAGGCUGAAAACCCAGGAAUCUCAUUCGGUGAUAUUGCUAAGAAGUUAGGAGAAAUGUGGAAGAACAUGUCAGAGGAAGAAAAGAAGCCAUACAUCGAGAAGGCAGAAGCUGAAAAGGCUGAGCACAAGGAUGACCCAAAGGAGAAGAAGUGCAAGUCUAAGAAAUGCAAGUCAUGCAAGAAGGAAGCUUCUGACAAGGAAGAAUCAGAAAAGGAAGCUGAAGGCUCUGAUGAUGAGUAA
Messenger RNA from Trichomonas vaginalis G3, 291 nucleotides. Its product is annotated as DNA binding. The transcript has a single exon. The record is from RefSeq and is a predicted model, not a curated record. Gene Ontology annotation, molecular function: DNA binding, bending. NCBI's taxonomy places the organism in Eukaryota, Parabasalia, Trichomonadida, Trichomonadidae. The coding region runs from base 1 to 291 and encodes 96 amino acids.